AUGGCUUGCGCAACCACUAUUUUGCUCCGUGCAUUGAAGCCAGAACAUAGCAAUCCUCGUCACUCUCCAAUACGAUAUACUAUUUGCAUUCAUAGAUGCCCGUCAAGACCUGUCAGAGCUUCACGUCGCGACUGGUCACGGAGGUCGAAUCAUAGCCUCACUACUCUUAGCCGCAGGCGCAAAUAUCGACAGCGGUCAAUAUAUUCCAACACGACUCCGCUUAUGCAUGCCGUUCGAGCCGACCAACGUCAAAUGGUCAGGUUUUCCACUGGAGCGGGGUGCGGUGGAUGA
Messenger RNA from Paracoccidioides lutzii Pb01, 291 nucleotides. RefSeq lists its product as hypothetical. The transcript has a single exon. The coding region runs from base 1 to 291 and encodes 96 amino acids. The record is from RefSeq and is a predicted model, not a curated record.